Molecule: messenger RNA, 5031 nt
Organism: Anopheles arabiensis
Lineage: Eukaryota; Metazoa; Arthropoda; Insecta; Diptera; Culicidae
Gene: Ccdc85
Product: putative mediator of RNA polymerase II transcription subunit 12
Exons: 5
Coding region: 1974-4055 (693 amino acids)
Source: RefSeq, a predicted model, not a curated record
ACGAUUGCGUAGGUAACGGAAAGGUGCGUGCUUGUUGCGAGUGUUUGAAAAAUAAAAGCGGUUUGAAAACCCCGAGUGGAUCGCAGCAUUCGAUUUAGAUAAAAUUCCAUCAACUAAAACCUCAGUGUGUUCUAACGACGGUAAUUUGUGUGUUUUGCAAAAAGGGUUGUGACGCAGAUCUUAAGCUUUGAGCUCCAAAGACGAAGGUGAAUCUUCUGAAAUCGUUCCUCGGAAGUGUUUAACAUACAGCAGAUGCUAAAGUUUGGAAUUCAAUGUCAAAACAUCCAGCUUGAUCGACGGUGUAGAGAUUGUGUGCGUCUUUGGCGAGUGGCUACGGAUUCCCUUCGAGAAACUAACGCCUCAACCUCAAGAUCGACCCAAGAAAAGGCAUCGUCGUGUAGGCUUGUUUAGCUUGUUGGUGAAGAGUUUUAUUGCGACGCAGAAUCAACGUGCCCUAACUGUGUAGAGUGAUUCCUGUGCGUUUGGUAAAUCUUCGUUUGUGUGUGGCGCGCGUGGGGAGUGUCUUUGGGUAGUUUUAGCGAUUCUAUGCGAAAUUUUCGGUAAAGUGUCUAGCUCCAGUGCUUAAAUCGGGCAAAGCGUGAGUGUUUCGUGCGUGCCGAGUGGUUUGAAUUUGUAAACACGUGGUCGCACAUUGGUCAGCCGCAGCCUAGACGCUACAUUCCAAUCCGUGGUGUUCGAAGCAAAGGGAGCAUCGAGCGGAGAGCACAAACCGACGAUCGAUCGACGAUCAUUAACGAGUUGGCGGCGAAAUUAGACAACCCGUUUGCUGUGUUCUUGGAGAGUGUGUUGGAGUUGGUGUGUCUUCCGUCUUCUAGCUUAAAGAUUCAAAGGCUCCAUCGACGGUUUCCCUUCACACGCGGAACUUUUGCCAAAGUGUGUGUGUGUUGAGCCCUGUUCGCGAAACUCGAGGAUCGCCAUCGGUGGUCGAAAAUCGAAACCCCUGGCCGGCAGCGUCUGCCAGUGAUCGACACACGAUCGUCGCAGACGGACCACCGUUGUGAACCGUUUGUGUGUGUGUCAGCAGCAAUAGCCUCCAGCCCCAGGGCAGGACCUCCCGUGCCAUCGCGUGGACGGUCCGAACGGACUUCAUCGGACUCGCCUCAGUGCCUCGGUGUGCUGAGCGAUAGAUAAAACACGGAAAAGCUCGUUUGCGACGUUAUCAGGUGAAUGUUUUCUGUCUAGACCUGCGACAGGUAACUAGCAGCGAGCGAUAGGCUAGUUGGCCAGUCUGUGUGUGUGUGUGUUUUUGUGUAAGUGGAUGAUAAGGAAGCUUGAGCUUUUUCGGGUUCCCUUUUGCGCUCGGCGUCGAAGUCGGUGUUUUAGGAACGCGAGCGGUCGAUGACAAUGUUUGGUGCGGCCGGGAAGGCUGGUGAUGCUGGUCAUCGGUGCUGCGCGUGGUGUCCGAUGGUGUCGCAGGCAAAGGUCCCGUGUGCAGUGAUCGUGUCGUCGUUCCCGGUAGCUCCAGUGCGGUGUGAUAUCUAGGCGGCAAGAAGUGGCUGCAUUUUGUGAUAGAAAACGAAACCUGUGGGGUGGAAAAAGUAGGAAAAAAAGGCGAGACGCGUUGAUAGUGUCGUUUUGGAGAAGAAUCGUUGUCGUUUUGUGGAGUGUUUUUCGUGCAAGGCGAGUGCAAGUUACAAGCAAGCAUUCCUGAAGUGGGUAGUGGAGCCGUUAUCGCUGCAUAGCUUGAAGUGGUUCCGUUUAUGGUUGGUCGCGAGAAUAUCAGUCAGCGCAGGAAGUCUGGACGAUUUCCUGGGAGCGUAAAGAAGCGAUAGAGAGAGAUAUAUAGUGAGUGAGUGUGUAAGUGUAUGUGUUUUCAGAAGAACCGGAGCAAAGAAUCGCAAAGCCCGAGGAGACCCUACCGUCGCCUUCAGACACACCCAGCAGCAGCAGCAGCAGUAGCAGCAACGCCUUUUCUACUUCGCUAAACCCACCAGCUUCCUCUCCCCGUAGUCAUGACAACGAAUACUAGCAACCUGAAGCUAUCUGGAAAUAUCAUAGGUCUGACAGGCAAGCAAUCACAACCGCACACACAACAGCAACAGCAGCAGCAGCAGCUUCAACAGCAGCAACAGCACCAUCACCAGCUCCAGCAGCAGCAUCUUCAGCAGCAAUUGCACAAGCACAAACUCAAACAAGCCCAACAGCACCUCCAACAGCAGCAACAGCAACAGCAGCAACAACAACAUCAGCAAGUAUCAGGUACGGUGGUGACGACCUCACUGUCGAACGGUGUCGGGCACCAUCCUGGCGGUGGCAUCUUCACGUCCGCCCUCAAUGGUGGUGGGCUGGUAAAGUCCCCGAGCGGUAUCCCCCAGCAAACGUCGGCCGGUGGUGGUGGUGGGACGGGCCAGGCACCGGGUAGCCACAUACCGCCCCGCUAUCAACCACCACCGCACCCACCGGGAGGUAUCCUCAAGAACGGGUACACGAACGGCGGUCACCUGAAAGCAGCCUACCAACGACCGGAAGGAGCCCAAAACGGAGGACUCGCGUACAACGGCACCGGCAAAGGAUACUUCGGCGAGCAUCUGAAGAAGCCGUCGAAUCCAUCCCGCUUGCUUGCGCCCCGUCAGCAUAUCCGCUUCUCGAAUCUACCUCCACUGGUGAACGGUGGUCCAGCGGCUCCGGCGAGCCAGCCGGUUCAAUCGCAGCAGGCUACGAUCACUGUCCAUCAGCAACAGCAGCAACAGCAGCAGCAAAUCCAAACGCUACAUCAUCUUCCUCCAGCACCGCACGCAAGGCUCAGCUCGGAGUCUUCCUCGGAAGAUCAGACGACCAGCUCGACCCGAUCGUUGCAGGCUCAUCUGGCGCACGCGAAAGCCCAACAACCGGCACCGGUAUCGAACGGUCCCUCCGCCGGUCACAUCCAUCAAACGACGGCAAUAGUGCAUCAAAGUAGUCAACCCGCGAGUGCGAACGGACCGACCACGAACGGGUCGGGUCUGCACAAACCCUCCCAACCUUCCCACCUGCCCACUGCGACCGGUGUCCAUCAGCAGCAGCUUCAGCAACAGCAGUCCCAGCAUCCGGUUCAGACACUCCAGCAGCACCAAUCAGCACAGCAGCAGCAGCAGCAGCAGCAGCAGAACCAGGAAAUGUUGAAGUUUGUCCGGAAAGCGGAGUCCGAAACCUCCUCCACACCGACCUCAUCCAGUGGGGGUGGAGGUGGUGGCGGGGGACGCAUCUCGGCGCUGGAGCAGAACCGGCACUUUCAGAAUCUGCUGGCCGAGCUACGGGCACUGAAAGAGGCUAAUCAGCGGCUAAGCGAUGACAAUCAGGAGCUGCGAGAUCUGUGCUGCUUCCUGGACGACGACCGGCAGAAGGGACGCAAGCUGGCCCGGGAAUGGCAACGGUUCGGUAGGUACACGGCGAGCGUUAUGCGGCAGGAGGUCUCCGCUUAUCAGACGAAACUGAGACAGCUGGAUGACAAGCAGCAGGAGCUGAUCCGUGACAAUUUGGAGCUGAAGGAGCUGUGCCUGUAUCUGGACGAGGAACGAAACAACACAGGUGGUCGCACGGCUACGGUCUGCUCUAGCUGUGGUAAUUCGGGCAAUUCGGCCGUCCCGCUUCGAGACGACGGCGAUGGCAGCAGUUCUAGCACGAAUGCCGACGAGAACCUGCACAACAUUGCGCAGUUUGGACGUAAUGGAAUGGAUCUAAACAUGCGAUCGACCCUAAGCGAUCAAACGCUUCAGUACGUCCGGGCACUUGAGUCGAGGAUACGGCAGCUAGAGGAGGAACGAGCGGUAGUGCUGAACAAUAGUGCAACGACCACCGCCGGUGCCACAACGAACGGCACAGGGCAGGUGACAACGACCUCCUCCCAUCCCGAUCCCAUCUCCGGCCGCCCCGAAGCGGUCGUACGAGCGUUGCAGGUUUUGGAAGUACGCGAGCAGCUAGAGCGGGAACGAAUCGGCAACACUCCACCGGAUCAGCUGGACGACGGCGAGAAGGCACUGGUACGCGAGAUGUGUAACGUUGUGUGGCGUAAGCUGGAGGACGCGCCCAACACCGGUAUCGAUCAGCACGUCUAAGCACGUGGCUGGUGGACAGAGAGGCAGAAAAGUGAGGCUUACACUGAUGCAUACUCCUCAUUUUUAUUUCGAAAUAGGACGAUGUACAAAUUAAUUAUAGCGAAGAAGGGGGGAAUGAAAGGCACACAAAUGGCAGGAGCACUCUGACAGGGUUUUAGAUGGGACGACGAUGUUUGGACGACACGAAGAAAGAGCAGGUUGAGUCAGGAAGAGUUCGAUUUUAUUUGAGGCGAAGUUCCUAGAGAGCGAUCUUGCCGAUGAAGGCAAAAUCCACUCUCCACGCAUAUCAUGACUAAGCGCAAUGAUGGUGAUGAUGAUCAGCGGGAACGGCUUACAAGAGAUCGAUGGUUGUGUUUGCUUGAGUGGGUCCUUUGAUCCUUGCGCUCUCUUCUAUCGUCCUUAUUGCCGUCCCUAUAUCUGUGUGAGUGUGUGCAUUGAUUGUGUCCGUGGAGAAGUUGUACAAGCUUUAGUGAUAGAUAUUUAUCGGCGGCUUUUUUUCCAAGAGCAGCUAUGCCUUUCUUAUGUACACUAGCCAGCUCUUUAUCAGGCUAUCAGGUUUAAGCGUCUUGUAGCGUGCAGGGUGUACAAAAAAUGUUAAAUGUUUGUCUAUGUUCGGUGUGUUGAACCUAUCUAACAAGGUGUAUGUGUUAUCUUGCGUUAGAGAUUGUCACUGGAGCUUACGUUUACGUGUUCGUUCUUAACACGUUAGAUGUCGUAUUUGCUUUAUUAUGCAUGGGAAAUAGAUGAGGAAAGAGAAUUUAUAUACAAACGUGUACAGAGUGGAGGUACGACUUCGGAACGAUCAAUCAGAACUAUACACGAUAAUGAUUUCUAUGUUAGAGUGUUGUUUUAUGUAUGCUUUCCAUUGCGUAGGCUUAUACAUACGUACGUAUUAGGUGUAUUUUUUAUAUAUGAAUAUGAAUAAUAUUUUAUUAUCAUUAUUAAACGCUUACAAUUGUUAUGUCAAAAAAUGGGA